Molecule: messenger RNA, 842 nt
Organism: Syzygium oleosum
Lineage: Eukaryota; Viridiplantae; Streptophyta; Magnoliopsida; Myrtales; Myrtaceae
Product: 17.6 kDa class I heat shock protein-like
Exons: 1
Coding region: 106-639 (177 amino acids)
Biological process (GO): protein folding; response to salt stress; response to heat
Source: RefSeq, a predicted model, not a curated record
CCACUGCACUCUCUCUCUCUCUCUCUCUCUCUCUCUGUAUAAAUUCCUGCUCCCGGAUAUUUCUUCAAUCAAAGCUCUCUUGAAAAGCACCAAACCCACCGAAACAUGAGAGUUUCGUCGUACACCAUGUCGCUGGUCCCGAGUUUCUUCAGCGGGCGCGGGGGCAGCGUCUUCGAGCCUUUCUCCCUCGACAUGUGGGACCCCUUCGAGGGCUUCGGCGUCGCCGCCGUCCAGCCCUCCGGCGGGGACCGGGAGGCCACGGCCAUGGCGAACGCGCGGAUGGACUGGAAGGAGACGCCGGAGUCGCACGUGUUCAAGGUGGACCUGCCGGGGCUGAAGAAGGAGGAGGUGAAGGUGGAGGUGGAGGACGGGAGGGUGCUGCAGAUCAGCGGGGAGAGGCGCAGGGAGCAGGAGGAGAAGGCGGACAAGUGGCACCGCGUGGAGCGGAGCAGCGGGCGGUUCGCGCGGCGGUUCAGGCUGCCGGAGAACGUGAAGCUGGACGGAGUGCGGGCCAACAUGGAGAACGGGGUGCUCACGGUGGUCGUUCCCAAGGCGGAGGAGAGGAAGCCCGAGGUCAAGGCCAUCGACAUCGCCGGCGGGGAGCCGGAGAGAGAGAGAGAGAGAGAGGGGGGUGUGUAAGCUGACGGAGGAGGUCUGAAAUGAGAAGAGAAGGGAAGAGACGAUGGCUGGUGAUUUUGCUGGUAAAUAAGGUCAACGUCAAAGUUGUGUUUUCUGGUUUGUUUGUUCCUUGUUUUUUCUUUGGCCGGGGUUAUGGUAUGGAAGACGAAAAUGGUACGUGUACGUGUGAUCCUAUGCUGGUAAUAUACGCAGUUUUCUACAAA